GCGAGACUCGCCAUGCGGCGACAAGUGCGGCUGACAAACGCGGACGUGUCACUGUCACGGAGCAAUUUGACGCGCGGUGAGGCGAACUGGGACUCACCCUCGUCGGUGAUAUCGUCGACGAAGCCCUCGGGAUCGCUAAAGUUCGGCUCCUCAUCGUCGUUCAUCAGAUCGUCGUUGCCUUUGGCGGUUUCCUCGUUCUGUGCCGCUUUCUCCGCUUGAGUUUUCUUCGCCAUCUUGGAAACCUCUGAACUCUCUGAGUCCGAGCGCACAAUUGCACUCGUACUCGUCCGCGAUACGACCGUAAAGGUUGUUUUACAACAGCGCGCUGUCAAUUGACAGUUGACAGUUGGACCGACCAAUCAGAGCGAGGCGACUUGUCAGCUGAUUAGUCAAUUGACAGGUGACAGUUGCGACUCGACCAAUCGGCUGACAGAUGUUUUGCUCUGAUUGGUUGGUCCAACUGACAGCUGUCAAUUGACAACGGGGCACUUCUAAUCUGUUGUGAAAUGACCUUUAAGGUUGCUUAUGGAUUUGUAGUCCUUGUAUUGAGUAAGAAAUAUUAUAUUUAAACAGUUUUGUAUAUGUAAAUGAAAAAAAGAGUAAUUUUUAUUACUUAUAAGAAAAUAAUUAGAGAUUUCCGUAUAAAUGGGCGAUUCUCUGCGACGAGAGGUUCUGCGAGUCUUUAAACAACUUCAUAGAACAAGAUUAAAAACAUUUGCAAAUGAUGAUCAUGCAUUGCAAAUUGUAAGAGAACAGAUAAACAAUGAAUACAGAAAAUAUAAAAAUGUUACAAACCAAGCAACAAUUAAAGAGUUGAACAAGUUUGCACAGGAAGUUGAACAUGAGGUGCGAACGACUGUUAUUCAGGUAGUCGAAACGACACCUGGAAGAGUAGUGAUAUGCAUUUCAGCCCUGCGACUCACCCCAGAUGUUUUAGUAGACAAUGUACCAUAUAAGGAGCAAAAAAAUAACAGUUCAAAAAAAGAAAAAACUCAAAGUUGCGAAAAGUGUACGACAUCCAAGAAUACGAAACAAUGAUUUCUUAAGGCAAUUGAAAAUUAAAGUUUAUUAAAAAUAAUUUACAAUUAUAUG
Nylanderia fulva is the source of this 1092-nucleotide messenger RNA. RefSeq names its product complex III assembly factor LYRM7. Gene Ontology annotation, molecular function: protein folding chaperone. Lineage: Eukaryota; Metazoa; Arthropoda; Insecta; Hymenoptera; Formicidae. Gene Ontology annotation, cellular component: mitochondrial matrix. Gene Ontology annotation, biological process: mitochondrial respiratory chain complex III assembly. The record is from RefSeq and is a predicted model, not a curated record.